Molecule: messenger RNA, 1161 nt
Organism: Octodon degus (degu)
Lineage: Eukaryota; Metazoa; Chordata; Mammalia; Rodentia; Octodontidae
Gene: Upk1a
Product: uroplakin 1A
Exons: 7
Coding region: 7-804 (265 amino acids)
Cellular component (GO): membrane
Source: RefSeq, a predicted model, not a curated record
AGGACUAUGGCACCUGCAGCAGCAGCAGCAGCAGCAGCAGCAGCAGCAGUGGGAGAGAAGGGAUCUCCAGUUGUGGUGGGGCUGCUGGUCAUAGGCAACAUCAUUAUUCUGCUAUCAGGCCUGGCCCUGUUUGCCGAGACAGUAUGGGUGACAGCCGACCAGUACCGUGUAUACCCGCUGAUGGGCGUCUCAGGCAAGGAUGACGUCUUCGCUGGCGCUUGGAUUGCCAUCUUCUGCGGCUUCUCCUUCUUCGUGGUGGCCAGCUUCGGUGUGGGAGCAGCGCUCUGCUGCCGCCGGUCCAUGAUCCUCACAUACCUGGUGCUGAUGCUCAUCGUCUACAUCUUCGAGUGCGCCUCUUGCAUCACAUCCUACACGCACCGCGAUUACAUGGUGUCCAACCCAUCCCUGAUCACCAAGCAGAUGCUGACCUUCUACAGUGCCAACACAGACCAGGGCCAGGAGCUGACCCGCCUUUGGGACCGCAUCAUGACUGAGCAAGAGUGCUGCGGUACGUCUGGUCCCAUGGACUGGGUGAACUACACAUCAACCUUCCGGGCAGCCACUCCAGAGGUGGUGUUCCCCUGGCCCCCACUGUGCUGUCGCCGGACAGGAAACUUUAUCCCCCUCAAUGAAGAGGGCUGUCGAGUGGGCCACAUGGACUACCUGUUCAUCAAGGGCUGCUUCGAGCACAUUGGCCAUGCCAUCGACAGCUACACAUGGGGAAUCUCAUGGUUCGGGUUUGCCAUCUUGAUGUGGACGCUGCCUGUGAUGCUGAUAGCUAUGUAUCUCUACACCACGCUCUGAGGGACGAGAGACAGAACCACACGUGCUCUACAGCCUCUGGGCCUCCUGCCUCCUCCCACUGGGCCUGCACCGCUGCUUCACCCCCUCCCUGCCCACCUCCCUCUUGGCCCUUCUGUGUCUAGGUCCCUAGACCCCACCUGGUCUCAGCUCCUCCCUGUCCCUCCCUGGGCUCCUUCUGUGUGUCAGGUGUUACCAGUGUUCCCAACUAGUUUGGGAUUAUCUGUCUAAGCUUUUGCAGACUGGGAUUGCCAUGCGAAUAGGGACACAUUCUGUCACAGUCACUUCUGUCCCCACCAUCGCUCAGUACAUGACUGAGCAAGGACUGGAUGCUCAAUAAAUACAGACGGAUUGAGAACG